This is a messenger RNA of Camellia sinensis, 3488 nucleotides long. Lineage: Eukaryota; Viridiplantae; Streptophyta; Magnoliopsida; Ericales; Theaceae. The record is from RefSeq and is a predicted model, not a curated record.
GGGUUAAAGAUAUCCGAUUAAUUUAAUUUUUUAUAAGUAUAUUUUACUCCAUAUACUCUAAAAUAUGAACGGCUUAAACCAUUAAAACGAAUGCCAAAAUGAAUCCAUGGAGCAGCACAACGUCGAGUUUUGUAUUCCUCCAUUUAGUUUUGACUAAUUUCAAGUUUUACCAAAAAAAAGGAGAAGAUAUUAUGUUAUUAUAUAUUUUUAUUUUAAAAGUUGCAUGGAAACUUCCUACGUGUUGCCCUCCAUGUAUAUAUGUUACACUCUUUCCCCCCACCCUCAUCAGUCCAUAACCCAUAGUUCUUGUGCCCCUCCUCAUCAUCAGUGUUUGGUCCUAUUCUUUCUGAUCUGAUCAUAACAUGUCAAGGGAAAGCUCUGGUGAUGAUCAUUUUGAUCUUGAAUCUCAGAGUCAUCUCUUAGUGAAAGAUGGUGGUGAUAAUGGUACAACUAGUACUAGUGGUCCCAGUCACCGUUGGCGAUCCAUCAUCAUAAUCCUCCAUGUACGCCAAGCCUUCAUCUCCAGUGCAAGAAACAAGUCACUGGCCGUUGAUGGGAUUGAGGUGGUGCCUCCGCCACCAUCCAUCGCCACCUCUAAUACCGGCGGUGAUGGUGAUGGACUAAAUGUAGAACUUGCAAUUAUAUCAACCUCACCCGAGGUAUCCCUAGAGGUCCAAUCCGAUGGCGCUGAUGAGAGCAACAAGUGCAACAAAGAGCUUCAAAAUACUGAAAUAGCGAGGAUUGUGAAGGCAAAGGACUUGAAUUCCCUGCGUGAGUUCGGUGGUGUACAAGGAUUUGCAGAGGCUUUGGAUACUGACUUGGAGAAUGGGUUGGCGAAUGAUGAAGAUGACAUUUGCUGUAGACGCCUAACAUGCCCACAAUCUGAAACAAAGCCUCCUCAAGAAGGCUUCUUUCAUAUCCUUUGGAAUGUAUGCAACAAGUACCUCAUUUUCCUUCUCCUUUUGUGUGCAGUGUUGUCCAUUGUCUUUGGGAUUCUAGAGGAAGGCCUACAUACCGGGUGGUACGAGGGGGCAUUUAUAAUUUGUGCCAUCAUUGUACUUGUAUCUGUUCCUAUGAUACGCGAGUAUUGGUAUUCAUGGUAUCAGCCAAGGAGGAAAAAGCUAUCGAAGAAUAGGGAAAUAGCCGUCCAUGUUUUCAGAGGUGGAAGCCAACAUCAAAUCUCCAUAUCCAAUGUUGUAUCGGGUGACAUUAUAUGGCUGAAGAAGGGGGAUCAAAUUCCUGCAGAUGGGUUGUUCAUUUCUGGUGAAUCUUUAAAAUCAGAUGAUGAAUUGGAAUCCACCAUUGAUGACCAAAACCCAUUUAUGUGUUACGGUGCAAAGGUGAUUAAUGGAGAAGGGAAAAUGCUUGUGGUAUCCAUUGGCAAGGACACAGUAUGGGGUGAAAUGAUGAGUAAUGUGAUAAAUGCUUCCAACCCUCUACAAGUUCAACUUGACCAGUUGAACAGUUGCAUACAAAUCAUUGGCGUCCUAAUCACUAUCAUCAUCCUUGUCGUGUUGUUCCUUCGUUUUGAGUUCAAUAAGGGUAGUGCUGGUUCUGUAAUUCCUGAUCUCAAAGCUAAAUCGGCUGCUAUCAAAGAAUUUAUAGAUGCUAUUUAUAAAAUUGUCAAGAAGCCAAAGGGGAAGACUAAUCUAUUGACUUCACUUACCAUUAUUUUGGUGGGGAUUGCAGAAGGAUUACCUUUAAUGGUAACUCUCGCCCUCAAUUAUUGGAAUAAAAAAGCUUUGUCGGGUAAGGCCACAACUCAAGAUUUCUUGGCUUGCAUCACCAUGGGUUCGGUAACAACGAUCUGCACUGACAAAACUUGUGGGCUAAACUUGAACCAGAGCGAAGUUGACAUGUUGUACAUUAGUGGACAGUUCUUCAACAAUGAAUCCGCUAUAGCCCCAAACGUCAUAGAAGCUCUAUGCAAAGGAAUUGCCACACCAAUUCUAGGAUUGAAGAGACCUUCUUCUUCAAUGGAAGACUCGCUCCUCUCUUGGGCUUCUUUGAAGUUGGGACUGAAACUAGAUAUUCUGCAGCAAGAAUGUAUCAUUGUUGAGGUGAAAGAAUUGAACUUUGAAGAGGAAGGAUGUGGCGUUUUGAUGAGAAAGGACGGGGAAAGUGUGAACUCAUCCUAUUGGAAAGGAUCUGCAUCAACAAUACUGGCAAUGUGCUCAUCCUAUUACAGUAGUGAAGGAGCGAUGAAUGUUAUCGAUGAACAAAAAAGAGUGUUUUUUGAGCAAGUUAUUGCAGAUAUGCAAGGUAAACAUCUCAAAACUAUUGCAUUUGGAUACAAACAAACUGAUAUAGCUACUCUUGAAGAAACAGGCUUGAUCUUGCUCGGAUUACUAGGUCUGAAAAAUUCAUUCAGAAAAUCAAUGGAAGAUUGCAUAGGUGCUGGAGUCAACAUCAAAUUGGUGUCAGGAUGUGAUGCGUCUGAGUUAAAAUCCAUAGCUCUAGAGUGCGGAUUGAACAUACCCAACUCAGAUUCAGUGGUGCUUGGUGAAAAUUUCAGAAAUUCUACACAUGAAGUGAGGAUGGAAAUGGUAGAUCAAAUUUGUGUUAUGGCAAGUUCACUCCCUUCUGACAAGCUUCUUCUGGUGAAGUGUUUGAAGGAAAAGGGCCAGAUAGUUGCAAUGGUGGGUGCCAGAACAGAUGAGACGCCAGCGCUUAAAGAAGCAAAUGUUGGAAUCACAAUGGGAAGUGGUAGCACAGAAAUGGCCAGAGAGAGCUCCAACAUCAUCAUCUGGAAUGGUGAUUUCAAUUCGUUGUUCACCAUCAUGAAGUGUGGACGAUGUGCGUAUGAAAACAUUCAAAAGUUCAUCCAACUUGAGUUCACCGUGACCAUUGCGUGGGUACUGAUAAAUAUAGUCACAACUAUCUAUUUUGGAGAUGUCCCAAUAACAACAAUUCAGUAUUUCUACGUAUGCUUCAUCGUGGCUGUUCCAGGUGGCCUAGCUUUGUUGAUGGAGCCACCCACCAAGACACUAAUGAAGAAGUCACCAAUAAGAUCAAUUAACUCGCCAAUAACAAGAACCAUGUGGAGAAACAUAGUCCCUCAAGCUCUAUACCAGGCUGCAAUUCUGGUGACCUUUCGGUUUAUAGGACAAGCUGUAUUGGACACCACCCAGAAGGUUUUCAAUUGGUUCAACGCACGAGAACUGGAAAGAAAGAACGUGUUCAAGGGUAUCCAUCGAAACUGCUGGUUUUGGAUGGCGAUGGUUGGUACUAUUGUUUUGUUGGCGUUGUAUACUAAGAUUGCAAAUAUUCUUGCUAGCAGUGCAAGGUUAAAUCCUGAACAGUGGGCCUUCUGUUUUCUAAUUGGAGCGGUUUCUUGGGUGAUAGAUUGGGCUGUUAAGAGCACGUCGGAUUUUAUUGCAGACAGGUUUCAUUGUUCUAACAUUGGAUCCAAUGGUAUGACAUCUUCUCCUUCCUCAGAAUCACUUAUUAAUCUUGAGAGUCCACUCAUGAGUAAUAGUUCCCUGUAA